AUGCGCCUGGUUACUUCGACUCUAUACUCGUCGCUCCUCUACGGAGCUUUGGCUCUCAAUGUGGGCCCAGAAUAUAGCCAUCCAAUUGAAGACCUCGACGUCGAUCUUCCAUUUUCUCAACCGGUCACCUUUGCCCAUCUAGAAUGGCAGAGAUGUCUCGCAGCCUCACAUAACAAGCCUCUCGACAUCGCUGUCCUCGGCUUCCCCUACGACACUUCAACCUCAUAUCGCCCAGGCGCCCGGUUCGGCCCACGAGGCAUCCGCGCAGGAUCCGCACGAGAGAAGAAAGGCCGCAGCUACAAUACUGUUUAUGGCGUGGAUCCCUACGAUGAGGGCUUGGAGAUUAUCGAUUGUGGCGAUAUCCCCAUUACGCCCUUUGAUGCCGCCCAUGCCUUCAAGCAGAUGGAGCAGGGGUACAGACAAGUGCUUUAUCACCCGACUUCGGAGGGCAAUUCUUGGGAACACCCUCGUAUUGUGAGUUUGGGAGGUGAUCACUCUAUUGUUCUGCCGAUUUUGCGAUCCUUGAAAACGGUUUAUGGGCCGAUCUCGGUGAUUCAUCUUGAUUCGCAUCUUGAUACCUGGGAUCCUUAUGAGGGUUAUACUGGUAUUGCGUCGAAUCAGUCGGCGAUUACUCAUGGUACUUUCUUCUGGCAUGCUAGUCGAGAGGGCUGUAUUAGCAAGGGGACUAGUGUUCAUGGUGGAUUGAGAACGAAGCUUUUUACUCGGUCGAUGUUUCAGGGCCCUAAAGAUUACGAAAUUGAUCAGAACGUCGGGUUUACAAUCAUUGAGGCUCAUGAGAUCGACGACAUUGGCAUGUCGGGCAUCAUUGAGAAGGUUCGCAAUACUGUGAAGGAUACGCCUACUUAUCUUUCUAUUGAUAUUGAUGUCCUCGAUCCGAGCAUCGCCCCUGCUACAGGAACCCCAGAAUCUGGCGGCUGGACCACCCGCGAAUUGAAAAGAUUCAUCAAAGGUCUCGAGGGUGUGAACCUAGUCGGUGCUGACGUUGUCGAAGUCAGUCCACCGUACGACACUGUCGCCGAAACGACAUCUGUUGCCGCCGCAGAUCUGAUUGUCGAUAUCCUUGCAUCGAUGGUCAAAGUGAAGGAAGGACCCUUGGCGAAGACAACAAAGGACGAGCUGUAA
Molecule: messenger RNA, 1143 nt
Organism: Penicillium nucicola
Lineage: Eukaryota; Fungi; Ascomycota; Eurotiomycetes; Eurotiales; Aspergillaceae
Product: agmatinase
Exons: 7
Coding region: 1-1143 (380 amino acids)
Molecular function (GO): metal ion binding; agmatinase activity
Source: RefSeq, a predicted model, not a curated record